This is a messenger RNA of Zonotrichia albicollis (white-throated sparrow), 8718 nucleotides long. NCBI's taxonomy places the organism in Eukaryota, Metazoa, Chordata, Aves, Passeriformes, Passerellidae. The record is from RefSeq and is a predicted model, not a curated record.
UUUGCUAAAAGCCAAUCAUAAAAUAUGCAUAUUUCACAACUUGAAGAACAGAAGACAAAAUUAACUCCACAGUGACUUUUGAUUCAUAGUCCUCUGAUAAUUAUUUGCAAGAGCUAAUGGAAAGCAGGAACAGAAAUGAGACAGGAUGAGAGUCUUCUCAAAGCAGAGUGGAGAGAAAGACCUGUGAAUUUGCUGCCCAGACAGCCUCACCUCAGCUCUAAACAGUCUAUGAAAUUAAUUGAAACUAAUUAUUAAUCAAAUUGCAACCCCCUAAAAGAUGAUAAGGUGAUAAUGGCAGCAAACAUGAGUUACAAAAAACAAAUCAGCAAGGAAGAUAUACCCUAGAUGGAUGAGGGCCAAGUCUGGGAAUACUUAAGCAAUCUGCCUGUGCAUAAAUCCAUUGGCCCUGGUGGGAUAUACCCACAGGUGCUGAGACAGAUGGUAGAUCCAUUGCAGUUUCCAUCAGCUUUGAUCAGUCAUGGCAAUGAGGGGAAGUGCCCAAGGAUGGGAAUAAAGCAACAUCACCCCCACCUUCCAGAAGGGCAGGAAGGAUGACUGGGGGAACUACUGACUGGGGUCAGCUUCACCUCAGUGCCUGGGAAGGUGAUGGAUGAGCUAAUCCUGGAAACCACCUUCAGGCCCAUCAAAGACAGUGGAAGUGCCAGCAGUUGGUGAGUAUGGCUCGAACAAGGGGAAGUCGUGUUAGACAGUUUGGUAAACCCCCAUGGUGAAGUGGUUGGCCUGGUAGAGGAGAGGAGGGCAGGGGUAUUGUCUGCCUGGACUUCAGUGAGGCCUUUGGCACUGCCUCCCAUGAGAUCCUUGCAGAGAAGCUGUUGAUGUGUGGGUUUGAUAAGCAGACAGUGAGGUGGACUGAAAAGUGGCCAAACUGUUGUGUCCACAGUGUGGUGGCAUGGUGUAGUUGGAUGCCAUCAGGGAUCAAUAUUGCACAACAUUCCAUUAGUGAUCUGGAUGAUGGGCCACAGUUUAGCCUCAGCAAGUUUGCAGACAGCACCAGACCCACAGGAGUGGCAGACAGAGCAGAAGGUGAUGCUGCUAUCCAGAGGGACCUUGACAGGUUGGAGAAAUGGGCUGAUGGGUACCUCAUGAAGUUCAGCAAGGAGAAGUGCAAAGUCCUGCAGCUGUAGACAAAAAAACCCAUCAUGGUGCCAUCUAGAAUUCAACCUGGCAGAAAGGAAUUUGGUUGUCCUGGUGGACAGCAGGUUGAACAUGAGCCAGUGGUGGGCCUUUGUGGUCAAGAAGGUGAGUGGUACUCUGGGUCACAUUAAACAAAGCAUUGCCAGCAGGUCAAGAAAAGCGAUUCUGCUUCUUUGCUCAGCUCUGGUGAGGCCAGAUCUGAAAUACUCUGGGUAGAGUUAAUUUUCUUCCUAGCUUCUGGCAUGUAGCUCUGGUUUGGACUGGUGCUGGAAGCACUGCUGAUAACAAAGGGUUGUUUUUGUCACUGCUGAGCAGGACUUAUGCAAAGUCUAGGCCUUUUCUGCGUCUCACAUCACCCUACCAGUGAGUUGAGAGGGGACAGAGCGGGGACAUCUGACCCCAGCAGAUCCAAGGAUUACCCCAUAACAUAUGGCACCAUGCUCUGCAUAUAAAGCUGUGGAAAGAAGGAGAAAGGAGAGAACAUUUGGAGUGAUGGCAUUGCCUCCCACAGUAACCAUUAUGUGUGAUGGAACCUGGCUUUCCUGGAAAUGGCUGAACACUUGCCUGCCUGUGGGAAGCGGUGAAUGCAUUUAUUGUUUUUGUUUGCCUGCAUGUGUGGAAUUUCCUAACCCUUUCCUCACUUUUAUCCUCCUGAUUCUCUCCCCCAUCUCACUGGUGGGGAGUGAGCAAGUGGCUGUGUGGGGCUAAGUUGUGGCUGGGGUUGAGCUGUGACAAUGGGACAAAGAGGGUGAGGAGGGGGAGCCUGUGCCAAGGGACCUGAAGGGACUACUGCUUCUGUCUUCCAGCUCUAUUUUGAGCUGAAUUUGUACCAAAGGAAUAUGAAAACAGUGAGUGAAAGGAGGAAGCCUGUGAAAUGUGGAGAAGGAGGGGUUUUUGAGGCGGUGCUCUGUCGGCUCAUUCUCUUGGCUGUGCAGAAUGAAGGCAGCAUUUUCAAACCUGCAGCAUUGCCCUUUUCUUUGUGCUGCACUUCACAGUUGCAGCUCUGUUCAUGCUCUCUGCUGGGGUUUUGUCAGGUUCAGCGAGGAUGGGAUGCUGAGGCAGGCAGGGAGUCACCCACACGUGUGCCUGUGCACUACAGCUGAUGAGGCUGCGGCGCUUUACCUUUGCAGAGCACACUGCUCGUAUUAACCAGACAGUCCACGAGGCUUGUGUCCCCUUGCAUUUGUGACAAAGCAUGACAGCUGGGUGUCACCUGGCUUUCAUAUGUGGGAGCUUCACACGAGCAGCCUUUAUUUUAUCAAGAGGCACACUUUCAUUGGACUCCUUUCUCCUGAGCUCUGAUAUGAGUGCAUGAGAGGAGAGAUGAGCAUCCCCAAAGGGUGAUGUGGAUGUCAAAGAGCCAUGCAGCAAGCAAAAGGGCUGGGAUCUGACAGCAGCUGCUGAAGUGCUGAAUUGCCUGUGCCUGAAGAAGUCUGACCACAGCUGGAGGUUACAGAAGGUGCAGGCACAGUUCCCCAAGGUGUGUAUCCCUCCCCUCAUACCCCCUUUUCGGGUUUUUUUUGUCUACUCGGGAGAAUCCCUUAUUCAAACAGCCAAGUGAGAUAUGAUAGAGGUGUUUUGCACUGCUGUUUCUCCCAGGUGAAUGGGAUUUUCCAGUGAUACCACCUUUGUCUUAUCCAGACACUGAUACUGUGUGUUUAGGUCUCAGGGAGAGGGAACAAUUUAGUGUGUAGAUAUGGAAAAAGCUGCUGCAGAGUAAUUUUAGCUCUCCCUUGCCAAGGCAAUUCCCCAAAUUGCAAAAAUAUUGCCAGAAUCUCCUACCCUUCAGCUAUUACAGUGCCAAGGAGUAUGGAAGGUAAUACUCCUUCCCACAAGAGGUUUCUGCUCAGUCUGGCUACACAACAGUGUUGCCUUGCCAUGGUAAAGGGAAUUAUUCUUCAAUGUCUCACAUACCGUCUUGAUUUCCUUGUUUUUCCUCAAGCAGAGCCCUCAGAGUGAUGCUGACUUAAAAAACAAAACAAACAACAAAAAUCAAACCAAACAAAACCCUGCAGCUCCUUUCUUAAGGCAGCCAUACCAAAGUGGUUCUUGCUGGCAAAGCUUUUUUUUCCUUGCACACCAAGAAAUCAUUUUAACAAGCCCUGGAGUUGAUGUCAUGGUUGUUUUUUUUACUGCAGGGAGGAGUGUGAAACCCUGCUUUCCUCCACACAUACAUGUGGGAGGGCUUUGGAGCAAACCUGGGUGGGAGGAGGGAACAGGCUGGGUUUCCAGAAAAGCUCUGGGGAUGUCAAGUGCCAAAAUGCCAAAGCAGUUCCAGGGGACAGGGGGAAAUCAGAAGGGCAGAGCAGAAGAGCAAAGUGGGGAUGAGUCUGUGCUGAGAGGCACUGAACAGCAGCAAAGCAAAGAGCUGCAAAACAAAGAGCAGGACAAGGAGAAAGCAAAGGCAUCAGCAGCUCAUCUCUCACCAUGUGGCCAGCGCACCAGGAUGGGAGCCGGGGUCAGCCAGCUGGAAAGCCUUCUGGCACAAAUUCCUGGUGUCUUGUGGGGUUUCUUGCAUUAUGGCAGCUUCACACCUCAGCAGCCUGGUUCCUACCCUCUUUUAUACAAGAGUUCUGCUGAGUAGAAGUCACCUCUGGGAAGCCUUUGAUAGCAGGGAAGUGUGUGUGUUUCCUUGGCAAGGUGGAGCAGGCUCAUGUGCUUGUACUGCCACUUGGAAAUCAAAAGCAAGCUGCAGGCUGCCUGCUAGAUUUGCACCAGCACAAAACAGGUAGCAGAAGGAGAAUGCCUGCUGCAGGAGGACGAGUGGGAAUCCUCCUACCACAGAUGCCCUGAGAACCUGUUCUGUCCCCUUUGCCCUCUCCUGUCAGCAGCUCCCCCUGCUUGCCCAUGCCCAUGCACAGCUCCUCUCUUUACAGUCAUAACACUGAUCUCUGCUUAGGCAAUAUUCUUCUUUUGACUUCAUUCCAUCAUGGCUUUUAGGUGAUGGGUUCUUCUUCUCAGAGCACUAAUAGAUGCUUAACAUUAAAUACCAUCUCUUAAUACUGGCUACAAUCCUGUGCUCCAUAGACCGCAAAACAUAAACAUUGUUGUUCAAGUAGGAAAAGAUUGUAUUCUGGGGAAAAGAGAGCUUUAGCCUGAAUAAAAGCAUUCACAAAGAGCUGUUGUCAUCCUCUUUAUGUUCUUGGAUUUGGGCUUUUUCCUAAAGCAAAUCUGGCAAAAGUUAAAGAUCUGAAGAAAAAAUCACAGGCCGAAUCUAAACCUUGAUAUUCUUUAUGGCCUUGCUUUUCACACAGCUGUAUCUGUAUGGACUGUAGGGGAGGCAUCCCAGAAAGACAGCCUUUUCCUAUGCUGAUAACUAUGUCACAGCUCACAGUUAAUCACCUACCUCUGCCAGUUCAUUUCUGUGUAUUUGUUUAUACCCAAAGUAUAUGAGUGUUUUCCAUAUGUAAGACUAUGGAUGAUAAAAAUUUACAUGAUAGAGAGACUGGGCAAAAACACCAUUGUAAGUAAAUGUGUCCCCAUUGAAAAAGAUAGGUUAUACAGUUUGGCUCCUGCUGGAACUCCUGCCUGGCAGAGUGAGGUCUGAUUUGCCUGUGACAGUAACUGGUGAGUGAUCUCUCCCUGCCCUUAUCUCAACCCCUUAGCCUUUUGUUGCAUUUUCUCGUCCAGCUGAGGAGGGAAGAUAUAGAGUGGCUUGGGUGGGCACCUGAUGUUCAGCCAAGGUCAGCCCACCCCUCUGUCCAGCACUGCAGCCUGUGCUUCUGUGCCAGCUUCAUCGAGGGGUUGGAUCCGAGCUGUGAACACGCUGCAGCAAUUGUGCUCAGCUAUACUGGGCUUCAAGCACUAAAAUUGGGGCACAACUGUGAAUUCUGAAUGCUUGUAGCUGUCACUGUCUUCCAAGGAGUAAUUAAUUCAUAGGGGGCAGGAUCCAUGCCUGGUAACAAAAGACAUAUUUCUGUGCUCCGCAGCAAUGCUCACGGCACUGCUGUACUGCCCAUUCCAAAAUGCCAGGGGUUUCAGGAGCUCUGGCUUGUGAUGUGCAGGCUUGGGGUCUCCUCACUGGUGAGACUGAUGGAGCUGUGACCAGGAAGAGCAUCUGUACGAGAGCAGCACCAUUGCUGAGACUUGUCCACAUUAUGUCUCCUCCCAGCUGCUUGUGGAAUGUCCAGGCACUUGCUGUCAAUGCCGUGGUGGCCUGACUGGUUUCUUCCAGCCUUCUGCUGUUCCACACAGCCAGCCAAAUGCUCAGAAAUGCUUUAGAUAUCCAGGUUUGCUUGUGUGUAGGAAGGGCAAUAGGUAUCUUUCCACAUUAUGUAUCAUCUUAGAUCACAGACGUGUAAUCUCUUUUUUCCCUGAGCUUCAUCUGUACAAGUGAGUGAGUGAGCCUGCGGUUGGUGGUCUGACAGGCACCAGAGCAGAGGGUGCUGCCACUCUCCUGUGAAACCAUAGGAAGUGUUUCAUGAUUCAAGAUAAGACCUUCACUUCCUCGUUCUGUGCUCAUACCACUGAGCUGCCACCGAGGCUGCACCAUCCACCCCGAGAGCCCUGUCACGAAAUGGACCAGGAGACCCUGGGAAGCAUUGUCCUGCUUGUCAUCGUCACCCUGAUCAGUGUCAUCCAGAACGCUUUUUUUGCAAACAAAGUGGAGCAUGAAAGCAGACACUGCAAUGGGAAGGUGUUGCAGCGGCAGGGAUCCUCCUCCUUCGACCGUGUCUACACUGCCAACCAGAACUGUGGACAUGCAUACCCUACGUUCCUCGCUGUGCUUUGGUGUGCUGGCCUUCUCUGCAGCCAAGCUCCUGCUGCCUUUGCUGGCCUGAUGUACCUGUUUGUGAGGCAGAAGUACUUUGUGGGCUACCUCGGGGAGAGAACUCAGAGCACUCCUGGUUACCUGUUUGGAAAGCGCAUCAUUUUGUUCCUGUUCCUCAUGUCUGUGGCUGGAGUACUCAACUACUAUCUUGUCUUCUUUUUCGGAAGUGACUUUGAAAUACACAUUAAGACGAUAACCAGCGCGAUCUCUCCAUUGCUGCUCAUUCCCUAAUUCCCCAGAGCACUGAGAGGGUCAGCACGCUUCCUAUAUUGAUGCCCAAAAGCUGCUAUAAUUCAACUGUUUAAGAAAUGAACCCAUAACCCAGUGAGAUUUCUGUAAAUCUCAUGCUUGACAAGCUCUGUAGUUUGAUUUAGCCUUGCUUUUUUUUCUUCGGCAAAAAGAUUUAUCAUGAGCACUUGGCACGCCCAAGGAAUGGUAACAACUUUUCAUUUAAUUCUUUAGAAUUCUUUUCCCUAAAGGGCAUCUUGCAAGCUGCCUGCAUGACUGGAAGGGACAUUGUAUGCUUGCUUCAUAACUGUGUCGUGCUUAGCUUUUGUCCCAAACCCCAGGAUCCUCCCAGUGUCGUUCCUGUCUGGUGGCUCCCCCAGUCACCCUCAGAUGCAAGAACAGCCCUUCACCAUCAUUCCCCGCGGCCCUGCCCACACAAGGGCAUGGACCAGCCUCUUCACCGACCCUUUCCCUCUGACUUGUUGAUGACCAAACUCUUGCUGGUGCAGGAGGGUGGCAAAUUGGCCCCCUUCUGGUCUUCCUUGAUAAAUAAAUAUUCAUGUGCGUAACAGUCACCACGCUGAUCUCAUUCACGCUUCAGCCUCUUUGUUCUCCCAGAACUGGGAAAAGGAGUGGUGUGUAAAUGAGGAGCUGGUGUAUCGCCAGUGGGGUUGGGUUUGUUUUGAUUUGCUUUGUUUAAUAAAACAGUCUAAAGCAAUGAAAUGUGUCUGCUGCUGUCUUCUUUGCCUAGUGCGCGAUCUCAGCGCUCUGUGGCUCAGCAUCCAGCCAGAGCGUGGAGCCAGGGCAGGAGCACUGGGCUCUUUGUGGAGCUGCUGAUUGCCCCGAGAGGACCGAGCUGAACAAGUCCCCCUCUAUGAGCACGGUCAGUGCUCUGCUCCCAGCUCUGACCGUGUGCCACACAGGUCUGCGCUGAGCAGAGCUUUGAUUAGUGGUGCAGACCGAGGCAGGCAAACAGGUCUGUGCAAUCUUUUUAAACAUUGCUACCCUCCGAGUGCUUAAGCUCUUAAGCCUGUCUGAUUGCUGCAUGCAGGAUGGAUAAAGCUGUAUUUUAUGACUCCUUCGGGAGGGAAUGAGACUCCUCGCUAUGUGAGAAGAGAGAGUGCAGCUGUUCACAAAAGAAGGUGCAGAAAGCCAUCUGCCUUGGUACUACAACAGGCUGGGGGGUUUUGGUGCUGUCUCAUGGGGCAAAGGUGCUUGUGCAUGGUUGAUCUCCUCGGCAUCUUUUCUCUUUUUUUCCUUUUUUUUUUCUUUUUUUUCCUUUUUUUUUUUUGUGUUAUACAGGAACCUUAGAUGUGAAAGAUUAGUAACAGACACAUUUAUUGCAUGAUGAUUAUAAAUGUUCUCACUGGUUAGAAUAGGUAAUUAAAACUAUUUAAUCUAGCCUUCCAACCUAUGGCUGCCGAGACACCUUAUUCCCAGGCAGGGCACUCAUGUUCACUUCCUCCCAUCCUUCUCAUGACACAUUCCAAAUACUCCUCACAUCAUGCUAUUCUGCCACAGCUCUCUUCAGAGCUGAUGCCAGCUGCCUAUGUGUGCUGGAGACACACUACCCUUUAGCCCCAUGGUGUCAACCCCUCAAGGGAUGGCAGCACUCCAGGAGGAGCGGGGUAACCCCAGGGCUCUGGAGCUACAGAGCUAUUCUGCAUUGCUGGGAUCAGCACGGGCUCAUGCUGCCACCACCUUUAGCAUGUUCAGAGCCGGAGAAGAUUCACCAGCACCAGUCCCUGCUCUCCAGCCUGUCUGGUCUCUCUGAGGUCUGGGACUUGUUAAUGGAACCCAUCACUUGUGGGAGGUGACUCUCCCAAUUCUGUGUGUCCACCUUGCAGGUCUCCUCAGAUGUCUGAGUCUCCCCUAGGGCUUUUUUGUCCUCUAUAUCAAGAAACAGCUCACUUGAAGUCCUACUUUCCCCUGUUAGCAUGAGAAGUGACUCUCCACCAGCCAGCUAUAAAGGGAAGAAUAUUCAGGCGCCUAUUUUGGGUCAGAUAAGCUAUCAUAGCACUCUGUGGACCAAACUUGAUGGUCCUUGUGGAUCCCUUCCUACUCAAGAUAUUCUGUGAUUCUUUGUCAACUUGAUGGUUGGUUUUUACAUAGUUGUACUUAGGUAUGAUCAGAUCAGAGGAACCAAAGCCCAUCUUUUGCUGCAAUGUUUUAUUUCACAAGAACGUCUCCUACUUGCUUCCUCAAAACCUUUCUGAUAAUGAAAGAUAUUUAAAUGUAGGCAAAAUCCAUUUUCCAUCUAUUUGUAAAUGGAAAUAGUGACAGUAUCAGACAAACAGGGGCAACAUAAAUUGAUCACUAUGUAAAUUCUUGGUGAAUAUCAUGGUGUAUUUUCCAUAUUACAGGCAGGCCUUGUGGUUGCAUUUGCUUUCCCACUCUUUCUGUGAAAGGAAGGCAAUGUCAGUGAUAUUUGGGCUUCUCUCAGAGUCUUAGCUCCAAGUUUUGUUUUCAGCAUCAAAACUACCCUGAUCUUGUUGGUACAGUUGUCAGCACUUAGCACACCAUCUACUCAGAAAGCUGCACACACAGGCUCUUUGCAAGGAGUU